CGGACAAGUUCCUUGGUAAACAUAAGAGUAUUCUUUCUCUAUUUGCGUUUAUAUAAAAUGAUUGCAGUAGUUAAAGACGUCUUCGUAAACAAAGGUCCAAAAUAAAACAGUUCACUAGCCUUGAAGUGUUUUAAAUUAUCAUGGCAUACACCUAUUAAAUAUUAAUUAAAGUCACCUACUAAACGACUAAACCUUAGUAAAUUCUGUUGAUAAUUUUUCUUAUCACUAUUAUUUUAUCGUAUACAACAACAGACAACUUGUGAAAACAGUAGAUCCUAUAUAUAUUUUGAAAAUAUACGUAUAUAAAUUUAUUUUUUGUUUAAAACAUGUCCGUGGUACAAGGAAAAGUGGCUUUAAUAACCGGUGGUGCAGGAGGUAUAGGGUUUGCGUUCGCUCAAGAACUUUUACGAAAUGGAGCCAAGGGUGUUGAAUUAGUGGAUAUUGACACAGACUUACUCGAGAAUGUCAAGGAACAAAUUGUAAAGGAAUUUGGAUCAGAUAAAGUGGAUUUUACAAAAGCAGAUGUAGCUGACAAGAGUCAACUGGAAGUUGGUUUCAAGAAAGCUAUUCAAACGUUUAAUCAAUUGGACAUAGUCAUUAAUAAUGCAGGAAUUGGCGAUGAUGCUAACUAUGAGAAACAAAUACAAAUUAAUUGCAUCGGCGUUGUUCAUGGAACGUUAUUAGCGGUACACGAAUACCUCCCAAAAUAUAAAAGUGGAAAAGAGGGUUAUUUAAUUAACGUAUCUUCAGUGUGCACUCUGUACCCCGGCAGAGGUUUACCAGUAUACACCGGAACCAAAUUUUUCGUUUCUGGCUUCAGUCGCGCCAUAAGCGCAGACGUUUAUUACGAAAAAACGAAAGUCAAAAUUCUUACCAUUUGCCCCGGUCUUACCGAUACAGGCAUUUUAAAAAAAUGCAAAUGUCUUGGUCCUGAGUACACUGAAUUUUUUUUAAAAGAUAGCGAACAACUGCAGGGACAAAGGUAAGUAAACAAAAACCUAUACUAUCUAUUGUCUAUUCG
Messenger RNA from Agrilus planipennis (emerald ash borer), 1021 nucleotides. RefSeq names its product 15-hydroxyprostaglandin dehydrogenase [NAD(+)]-like. The record is from RefSeq and is a predicted model, not a curated record. Gene Ontology annotation, molecular function: oxidoreductase activity, acting on the CH-OH group of donors, NAD or NADP as acceptor. Gene Ontology annotation, cellular component: cytoplasm. Lineage: Eukaryota; Metazoa; Arthropoda; Insecta; Coleoptera; Buprestidae. The transcript has 4 exons. The coding region runs from base 327 to 986 and encodes 219 amino acids.